AUGACUGUAGCGAAUACCGAGACUUAUCCUGCUGGUAAACCAUCGAGUACUAUAGGCCCAUGGAAGCUUGGCGAAACGCUGGGCUUUGGUAGCACCGGUAAGGUCCAACUUGCGCAACACGAGCGCACAGGCCAAAGAACCGCUGUCAAAGUAAUUUCCAAGUCCAUCUUCAAGAAUAAGGGGCACCACGGUAACGAUGAUUCAGUGUUACCUUACAACAUCGAGCGUGAAAUCGUUAUUAUGAAGCUGUUAAGUCACCCAAACGUUCUGAGUCUUUAUGACGUUUGGGAAACCAACAACAACCUGUACCUUAUCCUGGAAUACGCGGAAAAGGGAGAACUGUUUAACUUGCUUGUGGACCACGGCCCCUUGCCCGAGCGUGAAGCCAUCAAAUGCUUUAAACAGAUUAUUAUAGGCGUUUCAUACUGCCAUGCACUAGGAAUAGUACAUCGAGAUUUGAAGCCGGAAAACCUUUUGCUCGACAGUUUCUAUAAUAUUAAAAUUGCGGAUUUUGGCAUGGCAGCUUUGCAGACAGACGCAGAUCUGCUGGAAACUUCUUGUGGGUCUCCUCAUUAUGCCGCUCCUGAAAUCGUAUCGGGGCUGCCCUAUGAAGGAUUUGCCAGCGAUGUCUGGUCCUGCGGUGUAAUUCUCUUUGCACUGUUAACAGGCAGACUACCCUUUGAUGAAGAAAACGGUAACGUUAGAGAUUUGUUGUUGAAAGUACAAAAGGGCCAAUUUGAAAUGCCUGAUGACGCCGAAAUUUCCAGAGAUGCACAAGAUCUCAUCGGUAAGAUCCUCGUCGUAGACCCCUCGCAAAGAAUAAAAAUAAGAGACAUUCUCGGUCAUCCACUGCUAAAAAAAUAUCAAACCAUCAAGGAUUCUAAAAGUAUCAAAGAUUUACCUCGUGAAAAUACUUACCUAUAUCCGCUCGCUGACGUGGAUAACCAUACUAGUGCCUCCAUCGAUGAUUCGAUUCUACAAAACCUGGUAGUGCUGUGGCACGGUAGACCCACUGAGGCAAUCGUGACUAAAUUGAAAGAGAACGGAACCAAUAGAGAAAAAGUUUUAUAUGCCUUACUUUACCGUUUCAAACUGGAAUCUGUGAGGGGAUCGAAUAAGAAGAGCCGUAACAAGACAAAGAAAAAAAAAAAAAAUAAAAGAUUUAGCACUUUUUCUUCAUCGUCAUCGCCGUCAUUAUUAUUGAACAAGCGCAGUCUAGAAUCUACGCCACGCAAACGUACAUCCAAAAGGCAUUCCAGGAAAUUCUCGUCUAGCAGAAAGAGGUCGUCCUUUAUACUGCCCUCCAAUCCUACCGACAGUUCUCUAAUACCCUUGAGGAGUAGCAAAAGAAUUGCACAUGCCAAUGUAACGUCUGGAACUACCCAGGCAGUACCGGUUAGUAUCCUCAAUCCUUACAAGAGAAAUUCUAAGCGGUCAAGCAAAAGAUUAUCUUACAUGCCCAAUUUAAAAAGAGGCUCCGUAACGUCAAAAUUGGUAUCAAAUUUUACUAACCUAAUAGAUGAAGAUGAUUGGGAAUACAUUGAAAAGGAUGCAAAGCGAACAAGUUCCAAUUUUGCUACAUUGAUUGAUGAAAUAUUCGAGCCUGAAAAAUUUGAAUUGGCAAAAAGAGAAAAAGCAGAACUUCAAAGAAAAGUACAGGAGGCAAAGAGGAAUGAGUCACUAAAUGCGCAGACGAACAACGAAAACGAUGUUGGACCCGAAAUAUCUGAUGGAAUGAAAGAGUUGAAGAAAAUAAAUGACAAGGUGUCAUCCCCGUUAAUAAACUACGAAUUUUCACAACAAGAACUACUACAAGAUAUAGAUACCUUACUCACCAACCGUUACCAGCUCUCCUCAUAUACUAGACCUAUUUCGAGACUGGAUCCCGGUUUAAUGCCUGUUACUAAGACAGUUCCUCAUAACAUACAAGAAAAAACAGCCCUGCUACAGGAUACUGAAAGGAAAAUAAUAGAAACCAUACGCAGAUCCAAAUUUUUAGGAUCGUUACUGAAUGUUAGAGGGGGGCUAUCCCCAGACAACAAUGAAUUGGCACCUAUUGAAGAGUCACCCAUAAUUUCAACGACACCACUAAUGUUUGAUGAUCAAAGAAAACCUUGCAGGAUAUCCGAUGUCGAAGUCCCACAUUUCACUAGGAAAUCGAAACAUUUCACUACUGCUAAUAAUCGGCGCUCUGUUUUAUCUUUAUAUGCGAAGGCUUCAAUCAAGGACUUCAACCAGUUUUUAACAAACGGAGAUCCUGAUUCCCCUCCACGAAGAAGCACUGAUAAUGACAGUGAGAGUAAAGAACCUGAUAUAACCGAAGACGUUGCUGAUGCAAAAAAUAUCGAACAUGAUGAAAAUGAUAGUAGGUAUAGUGGUAGUAUGAAUAAUGAUGGUAUAUUACGUGAUGCUCCUCAAGGCGUUGACAUACCACAAGAGUACGACAUGAAUGGCAAAAAUCCAACCCAAUCUCCAAUAUCAAAAAGUACAGAGCCUACCCCGGUGGUGAAACUUCCAUCUUUGAGUUCGUUUCAAGGGAAGAACGCCAGCGGGCUAGGUCUAUACCAAAGGGAGCCUUCCAAAAUAUCCUUGCCGAGCUUUACUACUAGUAUCAGCAACGUCGAUGAAGGCAUAGAGGAUCAGGCGGAAAAGGGAAAUAAAGAAGACAAAAUCGCCGCUAGCCCAAUAAAUGAUGACAUGAACGAAGAUGACGUGAACGAAAAUAAUGACAAGGAGAAUGCUCCCAAUACGAUAAAAAAAUCUUCUAACGGUGCAUUCUUGAAAAAAUUCUCAAAAGGUAAGAUCUUAGAACUUGAAAUACAUGCCAAAAUACCCGAAAAAAGACUGUACGAGGGCCUACGUAGACUAUUAGAAGGCUGGAAGCAAUAUGGGUUGAAAACCCUGGGGUUUAACUACACCGAUAUGAUCAUAACAGGAAAAUUGGCAAAUGAAAGUAUUUUAUUUUUACGUUCCACGCUUUUUGAAAUAAUGGUUUUACCAAAUGGAGACAGUCGAAGCCUAAUUAAAUUCAAUAAAAAAACAGGUUCCACCAAAACACUGACGAAGCUUGCCACCGAAAUCCAAAUUAUCUUACAAAAAGAAGGUGUUUUGGACAAAUAA
This is a messenger RNA of Saccharomyces paradoxus, 3120 nucleotides long. It is a transcript of the gene KCC4, whose product is annotated as serine/threonine protein kinase. Gene Ontology annotation, molecular function: protein serine/threonine kinase activity; ATP binding. The transcript has a single exon. The record is from RefSeq and is a predicted model, not a curated record. Gene Ontology annotation, cellular component: cytoplasm. Gene Ontology annotation, biological process: protein phosphorylation; intracellular signal transduction. Bases 1 to 3120 code for a protein of 1039 amino acids. NCBI's taxonomy places the organism in Eukaryota, Fungi, Ascomycota, Saccharomycetes, Saccharomycetales, Saccharomycetaceae.